Malassezia japonica is the source of this 354-nucleotide messenger RNA. Its product is annotated as peroxisome-assembly ATPase. The coding region runs from base 1 to 354 and encodes 117 amino acids. The transcript has 5 exons. The record is from RefSeq and is a predicted model, not a curated record. NCBI's taxonomy places the organism in Eukaryota, Fungi, Basidiomycota, Malasseziomycetes, Malasseziales, Malasseziaceae.
AUGCCGAAAGCUCAAGUUUCUCAGGUCAUUUACAAGCCGGACCCCAUGUCCACCGACGAGUUCCUCGUGAUCGUCAACCCGGAGACGUUCACCUCGUGGCGCAACGGUGACACGACCAUCCCUCUGGCCGACGUCGUUGACUCGUUCCACAUCUACCACUCGGGCCAGGGCAACCAGGGCAUUCUCGGCCAGGUGUCCAAGCAGCAGCUCGACACCGUCUUUGGCACCCACAAGGAGGACGAGGCGGUGGUCAAGAUCCUCCAGUAUGGCCACCUCCAGGCUGGCACGCUCAAGGGCAACGACAACUCGGGUCGCGCCGCCGACUCGGGCGCUAACCUCGGUGGCGGUCGCUAA